AUGGAAAAGCUCGAGCAGGUUCAAUGUUUCGGCCGCAAGAAGAACGCCGUCGCCGUCACCUACUGCAAGCGCGGCCGUGGUUUAAUCAAGAUCAACGGCGCCCCCAUCGAGUUGGUCGAGCCAGAGAUCCUUAGGUUCAAGGCCUUUGAACCAAUACUCUUGUUAGGAAAGAGUAGAUUUGCUGGAGUGGAUAUGCGCAUCCGGGUUAAGGGCGGUGGUAAAACCUCCCAGAUUUACGCCAUCAGGCAGAGCAUUGCUAAGGCGCUGGUUGCUUUCUACCAGAAAUAUGUUGAUGAACAGAGCAAGAAGGAGAUCAAGGAUAUUCUUGUGCGAUACGAUAGGACUUUGCUUGUGGCUGAUCCGAGGCGGUGUGAGCCAAAGAAGUUUGGUGGGCGUGGUGCUCGUGCAAGGUUUCAGAAAUCUUACCGUUGA
Lathyrus sativus (Indian pea) is the source of this 432-nucleotide messenger RNA. The record is from the annotation of a GenBank genome assembly. NCBI's taxonomy places the organism in Eukaryota, Viridiplantae, Streptophyta, Magnoliopsida, Fabales, Fabaceae.